Molecule: messenger RNA, 455 nt
Organism: Paramecium pentaurelia
Lineage: Eukaryota; Ciliophora; Oligohymenophorea; Peniculida; Parameciidae
Source: the annotation of a GenBank genome assembly
AUGUUUAUUUAAUAACCACCAUCUAGAUAACCAUAUUUACAACCAAAAUUGCCACUCUAAUAAUAAUUCCAUUAAAAUAAUUUUAUUUAACAAGUAAAAAACUAAUAGAAACUAAUUAGCAUUUUGCACCUUAAAUUAAACAAUAAUUUAUUGGUUAGAAUUAACAUAAACCAGAUUUGAUGUCCAGUAUUCCAUUUGCAAAAUCAAUUCAAUAUGAAGUUCCAAAAUAAAAUAAUCAAGUUUAAAAUAAUAAUUAAGAUCCAAAGUAUAUCUAAUGAUAUUCUUUUAGAAAACAUUCUUCAGAAAUGGUUUAAUUAAUUAAGGAAAGUUAAGAAUUAAAAAAAAAUAUAAGUGAAAAAGAUUAAGAAAUAUAAAAAUGCAAAUAAAAUAUAGAUAGAUUAGAAUAAUUAAUAGAUUACUUAGAAAAAUAAUCUAAAGAACCAUAAAAAGAGUGA